CUGGGGGUGGGGAGAAGGCUCCUACUACCUGCCCUCCUGGCAGUCUCCAGAGGGACCCUCAUCGGACUGGUCCCCCAAGCAUGGACACCUCUGAGGAGCCCACCAGGUGCCCUGCCCGAGGGACAUGCCCAGUGUUCCUGGCCAUGAGCUCAGGGACUGUCCACUAUGCCCCAUCAGGCCUGUGCCCUGCAUUUGAAAGGAACUUGGGAAAGGAACCCUGGGGCACAGACAGGCCACCCCAGCCGGACCAGGGCCUCCCGGUGCCCUGGAAGAACGUAGGCCCCUGCAAAGGGCCCAGGGAGUCCCCAGGAGCCCUGGUGGAGGCCUGUGCAGGGGAGGAGGCCCCAGUUAAGGAGGGCCCUGUCGCUGCCCCGCUGGAUGUGUCACGCCUGCGCAGCUCUUCCAUGGAGAUCCGUGAGAAGGGCUCGGAGUUCCUGAAGGAGGAGCUGCACAAAGCACAGAAGGAGCUAAAGCUGAAGGACGAGGAAUGUGAGCGUCUGUCUAAGGUGCGGGAGCAGCUGGAGCAGGAACUGGAGGAGCUGACCGCCAGCCUGUUUGAGGAGGCCCACAAGAUGGUUCGAGAAGCCAACAUGAAGCAGGCAGCAUCAGAGAAGCAGCUGAAGGAGGCUCGAGGCAAGAUCGACAUGCUGCAGGCGGAGGUGACUGCCUUGAAGACACUGGUCAUCACGUCCACACCAGCCUCUCCCAACCGUGAACUCCACCCACAGCUGCUGAGCCCCACCAAGGCCGGGCCCCGAAAGGGCCACUCGCGCCAUAAGAGUACCAGCAGCACCCUGUGCCCUGCUUUGUGCCCUGCUGCAGGGCACACCCUCACCCCAGACAGGGAGGGCAAAGAGCCCGGGCUGGCCCCUCUGCUCUCUCUGCUUCUCUGCGUGGUCCCCAGCAAGGCAGUUCAUCUCACCUACGAGCCAGCCUGGCAGCUCCUGCCUGGGCAGCCACCCUCGGCCCCCUCCUCUGCUCCCUCUCUCUCCUUUUCCCGACAGGUGGACACAACCCUGUUUGCCGAGUUCCAGGCCUGGAGGGAAUCACCCACCCUGGAUAAGACCUGUCCCUUCCUAGAAAGGGUAUACCGGGAGGACGUGGGACCUUGCCUGGAUUUCACAAUGCAAGAGCUCUCCGCAUUGGUACGAGCUGCUGUGGAGGACAACACACUCACCAUCGAGCCCGUGGCUUCACAGACACUGCCCACUGUGAAAGUGGCCGAGGUUGACUGUGGCAGUGCCAACACAUGUGCCUUGAGUGGGCUGGCCCGUGUCUGCCGCCAUCGUAUCCGGCUUGGGGACUCUGAGACCCACUACUACAUCUCACCAUCGUCUCGGGCCAGGAUCACAGCAGUGUGCAACUUCUUCACCUACAUCCGCUACAUCCAGCAAGGCCUGGUGCGGCAGGACGCGGAGCCAAUGUUCUGGGAAGUCACCAGGCUGAGGAAGGAGAUGUCACUGGCCAAACUUGGUUUCUUUCCCCAGGAGGCUUAGGGUGUGGCCUGGCCUGGAGGGGGGCUCUAAGUGGGAGCAAACACCUGCCCAGGACAAGCUGACAGGAAGACAGGGUCCUGAAGCCAGCCCUGAGCCAGAAGCCAGAUGGAUGGAUAAAUGGACAGCCCAUAGAGGCGGUGCUGAGCCAGACCACACAUCUAUCCUGGGAUAGCCAGGCCUGGACUUCAUGAGAAGAUGCUUCUUUCUUCCCCAUUGGGUUCUGCAACAAGAGGAUUUCAAGAAAGCACCAAAGACUAAGGAGCUUGGAGCCAUACUUGGGAGACUUGGCCUUUACAAGAGGACACUUGAAGCACUCAGCACCCCUUUCCUUGGUUCAGAGAGCUGCUGCUUUUAGCUGCCUUACUGCUGGCGUAGCUUCAGAAAGAGAUUAUCGGGAGGUGGCCAGAUCUCCAGAGCAUCCUCCACCCCAGUUCCCAAGCCUGGGCUACAAGCUUCCCUUGUGGCCGUCCCACACCUGGUUCCUGGGUGGCCUCCAAGGGCCCACGGCAGCAGGGCUAGGACUGGCGGGGCCUCCACAUGCUUGCCCAUUCCAUUUGCGCAUGGCUGGGUACUGCCCCAGAGCUUCUGAGGUGAAUCAGGUUCCCCUUCAUAAAGGUCUCCCCCACCACCUCCCCUCCCUCUCUGAUCUAGCCCUGUGCUUCUCAAGGCCCUACUCUCAAAACCUCUGGAGGGAUUGGUAAGACACAGACAGGGCCUCAGGUUGCCUGUUCCUGUUUUCCACUGUGGGUGCAGACAACGAGCCCUUGCACAGGGGGCCAGAGUGGGGUGGGCAGAACCUAGGCCCUUCCUUGCCCAUCACAGCCCACUCGGGACUAGGGUUAGGGGCUCCCACCUGGACAUAUCCCUCACCAUGUCUGGAUUUCCUUCUUUGAAUGGAAUGUAACACGAUCUUUAUUUAAUAAAGGAAGUCUUUGUUGGUA
Messenger RNA from Nycticebus coucang (slow loris), 2437 nucleotides. RefSeq names its product RAB3A interacting protein like 1 (gene RAB3IL1). Lineage: Eukaryota; Metazoa; Chordata; Mammalia; Primates; Lorisidae. Gene Ontology annotation, cellular component: Golgi to plasma membrane transport vesicle. Gene Ontology annotation, biological process: exocytosis. The coding region runs from base 81 to 1496 and encodes 471 amino acids. Gene Ontology annotation, molecular function: guanyl-nucleotide exchange factor activity. The transcript has 11 exons. The record is from RefSeq and is a predicted model, not a curated record.